Molecule: messenger RNA, 2919 nt
Organism: Tigriopus californicus
Lineage: Eukaryota; Metazoa; Arthropoda; Copepoda; Harpacticoida; Harpacticidae
Product: homeotic protein empty spiracles-like
Exons: 3
Coding region: 944-2245 (433 amino acids)
Biological process (GO): central nervous system development; brain development; neuron differentiation
Molecular function (GO): DNA binding; DNA-binding transcription factor activity, RNA polymerase II-specific
Source: RefSeq, a predicted model, not a curated record
CAGUGGUGCCUUAUCCACUGAAAGCACGCAUUCUCCUCUCCGGGCGUGCGUUCUGGUUGUUUGGCAUGCGCUAACUGGGUCGGUCUGAAAGUUCAGCUGAUAGUGAGCGUGCGUUAGCUCCUCCUUUCGGAGAUCGCCACCAAUCCAAACGCGUGGUUUUGGCGGCACAGACGAUACGGCUCUGAGCGGAAAGUUUUGACGAACUGGGAACGCGGUUCCAGGCGGUUCCAGCCGGUUCAGCGCUUAAUAGGCUCAUUUACAGGGCUCUUGUUCGAGAAGGAACAUCACCAGAUCAAUAGUAAUGGGCGCUUGAUGGGAUUUCUCGGCGGCGAGGGAAGCAUAAGGCAGUGGUGGGCCAGUGAAGAGUGAAUCCCGUGCAGUGUGAGUGUAUGUUGGCUUGGCAAGUGCGAGAGUGGAGGGUUUUUUUGUGGUGUGGAUGGAGGCGUGGAGAGGAGCUGCUGGUGAGUUGGUGCGGCGUUGUCACUCUAGUUGGAGAGAUAUCUCAAGGUUUGGGAUGAUCUUUCCCGAGUUCCCGGCAUCUUGCACGCCUUAUUAGCAAACAUUAGUAUCGUUUUUGUUGCGGGCCAGUCAACAGCCUAUUGGAUGUGAUCUCUCAUCGCAAUCCCACAGUCUGUUCCUUCAUCGUGUGUGAGUGGGACGAACAUUUGGAGUGAAAUUGGACUCGCGUAGUUCCACUGCUUUGUAAGUGCUCCUCAUCGGAAACUGUCACAACAAGGGAUUAAGAUUAGUUCCUCUUAGUCUGGUGCCAAAGAAACGAAGAAGACAGAAGUUGUUAAUCGUGUGUUCAUCAUCGUAUUGGUUUUGUUCGUAAUCUGUGAAAGCGAGAAAGAGAGAAGGAAAGAGAGAAAGAAGGAAAGAAAGAAAGAGCGAGUUGAAGGAAGAAGCCCUUGAUAUGCUUGGAAGCUCGACCUAGAUAUCAGCAAUGACUCUAGCUGCGGAAACCAUGUCUGUAUUUCCGUCCUCAGUAGUCAAAUCGAGCAAGUCGUUGGGCUUCUCCAUAGACUCCAUUGUGGGUGCCAAGACCGGCACUUUCAAUUCCGAGUCCAGACUCAAGGACUCGCUUACCCUCACCCCCACUGAUCUCAGAAUCAAAGACAGAAGUCCGCCCUCGGGCGAGACCCGGGUUCACCGACCAUUUUCUCCGGCCGAAGACGACCACCCCCAUCACCAUCAUCACAAUCGUCAUCACCAUCACGAACAUGAUCGACAAAGUCGGAGUCGAUCUCGAAGUCCCCUGAUUGACCCCGAUCGUCAAUCCCCCUCCCCACAAUCCUCUUCCUCAUUGAAUCGACUAAGCAAUAGUGGGUCCCCGCCAACUUCGCCAUCCUUGGUGAGACCAAUCCCGUCGAUGCAUCCUGGUUCGAAUCUCCGCGAUUUGGCGGCAGGAUUCCCUGGGUUACCAUUGUCACAGUCAUACCUAGAGCAACUCGCCCACUUAAAGGCCAUCUAUGACCGGAGUGGCGAAGGAAAGUCGCCGCCUUGUUCGAUGCCCGGGGGAAUGUCGACCCCGGUCUCAAUACCUUCUUCCAUGUCUCAUGGACAUCCAUUGCAUCCAAACCUACCAAAUCACCUAAGCCCGGCGGCUGCCGCCAGUCUCAUGGGCCUUCCUCGGCCCCACUCUAUACCUCCCAUGUUUCUUGGAGGCGGGGGAGGGCCACCCCAAAUGGGACAACCGAUACCACGAGAGUAUCCUUUGUACCCAUGGUUUCUUACUCGAAACAGAUUCCCUGGAGGUCCCCAUCUCCCGGAGUUCCUGUUACCAUUCCGCAAACCAAAGCGAAUCCGAACUGCAUUCAGUCCUAGUCAGUUACUUAAAUUGGAGCAGGCGUUCGAGAAGAACCAAUACGUGGUCGGGGCUGAGCGGAAGGAACUGGCGAAGCAUCUCAAUUUGUCAGAAACUCAAGUAAAAGUUUGGUUCCAAAAUCGCCGAACAAAGCACAAACGUGAGCAACAAGAGCAGGAACAAAUGCAGCAUGGCUCGAAAUCCGGCUCUAGUAGCGCCAACAGCAGCAGUAACGGCGGAGGAUCAGCUGUUGAGAGUGGCGGCAAUGGCGGAGGAUCGGGAGGUGGCAGUGCCAAUGGACUGGGAAGCGGUGGCGGGAGUGGAGGCGCUUUUCGCGCAGGGCCGCCACCACCUCAAAUGAGCGCGGCGGAUUUCUCGCUCACCCAUUACGAGGAGGAUGACGGCAUUUCGGAUGAGGAGGAGAUCGACUGUGAUUCAUAAAGAUGACAUGAAUAAGUGGAGUGCGACCAAGUUCGGCUAUUUAUCUCGUUUCUAAUUAAUUUCAUGACACCCGAAGAACUUCGCAUCAUCAGUGUCUUCCCCAGCUCCUAAACCUCCUCCUCCUUGUCCUUGUCCUCCGACAAGAUUUUCCUCAUCGUCGUGUUUUAUUCAGCCUCCUUGUCCUCGUCGUCUUUUAAUCACUACCACGGUUCUAUACUAAACCAACACUCUUGCUCUUCUACCAGUUUGAAUUCAUCCUUCUCGCUUCAUUUUUGUGUCUAUUGUAUAGCAUAUAUUUAUUGUCAGAGACAUCUUUGGGUCUUCAAAGGGUGCAAUCACCGAAGGCCUGAAUCGUUAUGACCCGCCAACCAGGCCGCCUUGGUUGAAAGGGCGAAGGUGUUGUACGAGUCCAAGCAUUCUUUGGACUUGAGGUGAAUCUGCCAAAAAGUGAGACCAAAAUGCCCCAACCCAAGGCCCAUGCUGCCACUGGGAGCAGGCCCUCCAAUCUUGCCCCACUCAAACACAAUGAGCACAAUUGUGAGUCGCAAAUCGAGAAAAGAACCGUCUUAAGCCAACGUUAUCUUUCCAUAGAAUGUAAUCAUGAUUAUGUCUUUUAGCCAUUUAUUGUGCAUCCUGAAUAAAGAAAGACCUCUCCCCUGUCACCUCUGGUUCCA